AUGCUUGCCGUGGCAUGUCUUGGAGCGGCCUUUGUUGGUAUUUGGAAGUUCUGGGGCGAGAAUCAUGGCGAGGCGGAGACCGAGAAAGGAGCCGCUUACGCCAACUUACGAGCCACAUUACUUGACAAGCGCAUCCUCACGCUCGCUCUAGCCACGACACUUUUCGAAGGGUCAAUGUUCCUCUUCGUGUUCUUCUGGACACCCGUGCUGAGGUCAGCCCGAGAAAAGGCUGGCAUAGCAAGUGCACCGCCGUUCGGCUUGAUCUUUAGCUGCUUCAUGACUGCCAUGAUGCUAGGAUCCAUGGUUUUUUCCUCCGUUAAGCUACGGACUGAGCGCGAAGUCAGUCGGAUGCUGCUCAGCAUAUUGGCUUUGGCAGCAAUUUCUCUCCUUUUUCCCGUCCUCGUCCGAGCGGAAGCGGUCACGUUUUGGAGUUUCGCUCUGUUCGAGCUCUGCGUUGGGCUGUACUUCCCUACUAUGGGAAGACUGAAGAGUGAGCUUGUCGACGACACUAGCCGAGGCAAGGUAUACGCAGUGAUGCGUCUCCCUCUGAAUGUCUUUGUCGUUCUCGCCCUGGGGAUGACCCAAGAAGGCGAUGGUCAUCGUGAUAAAAUCUUUACAGCAAUGGGAGGCCUUCUACUAGCCGCAUUUUUUGUAGUGCAAAGAUGGCUCCUAUAG
Messenger RNA from Ramularia collo-cygni, 675 nucleotides. RefSeq lists its product as uncharacterized. NCBI's taxonomy places the organism in Eukaryota, Fungi, Ascomycota, Dothideomycetes, Mycosphaerellales, Mycosphaerellaceae. The record is from RefSeq and is a predicted model, not a curated record. Gene Ontology annotation, molecular function: molybdate ion transmembrane transporter activity. Gene Ontology annotation, biological process: molybdate ion transport. Gene Ontology annotation, cellular component: membrane. Bases 1 to 675 code for a protein of 224 amino acids. The transcript is spliced from 3 exons.